AUGCUAUGUUUUUGGUUCUUGUGGCUCCUGGUGGCCUGGGGUCAGGAAUGCACCCCUGACACCCGAGCAAUUCGUCGAGAAUGGGGCUCUCUCUCCAGAGACGAGCGUCUCGACUAUAUCAACGCCGUUCACUGUAUGCGAGAAAAACCGCCAAUCCUGCCAACGGAGCAAUACCCUGGUGUCCGGCAUCGAAUGGAUGACUUUGCAGCGACUCAUAUCAACUACACACUCAAUAUCCACCUAAGCGGGAUCUUCUUUGGCUGGCAUCGACGGUUUGUCUGGUUGUGGGAAAAGGCGAUGCGGGAGGAAUGUGGUUACCAGGGCUACCAACCAUACUGGAACUGGGCACUCUCCGCCAACAACCUAUCCGCGAGUCCACUCUUCGACGGCAGCGACACCUCGUUCUCCGGGGAUGGAGAUCCCCUCGAGAAUCCCAGCCCAACGAUGACCCUGGCACCCACAAACGUCACCAUCCCCAAUGGCUCCGGCGGCGGAUGCGUCAACACAGGCCCGUUCGCCGGCAUGGUUCUCAACCUUCCCGAUCUUGAUUCCGCCCCAGGCGACGUAUUCCCAGACAACGCCUUCGCCUACACCCCACGCUGCCUAACACGUAACCUAAACUCGUUUAUUGCACAAUCCUUUACAAGCCAGACGGAUGUUGAUCGCCUCCUCUCCUCGCCGGACAUUGUGUCCCUGCAACACAACAUGGACGUCAGUGUAUGGCCGGAGCUCAGUGAGGCGGGGAUCAUGGGCCCCCAUGCCGCAGCGCAUAUGCAGCUUGGCCGGGCAAUGGACGAUUUCUGGACCGCGCCGCAGGAGCCUGCGUUUAUGCUGCAUCAUGCAAUGGUGGACCGGGUGUGGACGCUGUGGCAGGCGCAGGACCCGGAGAACCGCCAGUAUGCGUUGAAUGGGACCAGCACGAUUGGGAAUGCGCCUACCACGCCGGACGUUGAUUUGGAUACCCAAGUUACGUGGGGGUUGCUGGGCGGAAAUAGGACUCUGCGGGAGGUGAUGAGUACCGAGGCGUAUGAGUUUUGCUAUGAGUAUGUAGAUACAUCAAGGCCUCCAGGCAAGGAGGAGCCAGAGCGUGUAGAUGCUUUAUUUGUAGCACUUGGAAAGCACCCAACCCAUCAACACAGCGUCUUCUCUCUCCGCCACUCUGAUUCUGCACCUUCCACGAGGCACACAAUGACCAAGCACAAUCACUUCGAAAGCUUCGAGCUCACGCCGGCCGACUACUGCUUCCCCAUGUUCUACGCGGGAUGUACAAUCUCUUUCCGGUUAACGCGUCCCGAGAGCGGAGUCUUCAUCCUGCGUGCGGCGGUCGAUCGACUGACAGCCCAUCUCCCCUUUCUGACGGGGGUCGUGGUGCCCUCGGUGGACAAAGUCGGGGUGAUGGAAGUGCAGCCUUCUCCUGGCGAUGCACUGGCGUCACACACACCGACUCCUCUCUGCACCGUUCAGCAGCUUCCACAUCUUCGACUGCCAUCCGAAUCAGAUUCAUCGCACCAGAAGAAUGUUGGGGCGUACGACCGCAAUGCAAGCCUCAUUAUGGCUCCUGUGCAGGUUGCCGCAUCCCCUACGCACCAUCCGGUCGUACGUUUUCAAAUCAAUGUGCUAGCCGACGGGAUCGUCUUCGCGCUAUUCGUUAAUCAUAUGGUGAUUGAUGGGACUGGGAUCGGCACUCUGCUUGAAUCGCUAGCCGCUUGCUGUAAUGCAGCCCCUUACCUCCCGAGUGACACUGCAUGCGAGGCUACUACGCGAGCAUACCUGGCUACACUUGAACGAGAGCCUGGCAAGCUGCCAGCUCAGACUGGUUCAGUCGAGGCUGCCGCGUCAACCGGGCACGAAGAGGUGCAUGAUGCGUCCCUGCUUGACUACAACUUUUUCAUAUCGGCUGAGAAGGUCCACCGACUGCGUCAAUGGAUCCAAAAGGCGAGCGCCGAGUCGGAGCAACCCCCUGUGUCUGAGGAUGACAUCCUCACCGCCGUCCUUUGGACCUGUCUGAGUCGAUUCCGCUUCCACCCGGUGCGCCAAGGGGAGUCUGGCUCUGCAUGUAUGCUCCAGCGAGUAGUCAACGCUCGCCACCGCUUGAACCCGCAACUGCCCGCUCACUACCUAGGAAACUGUUUCGUCAUGCUGAAUGAGUCCCUAUCUACCGCAGAGCUGGGGCCCGAAUCUCAACCCAAAACAGAAGAAGAAGACUUUGCCCGGCAGAUCGCCCCUGUCGCCCGCCUUUUGAGGAAGAGGCUCAACGACGUUGACGACCGCUUUGUGCGAGACUAUCUCUCCCAGUUUGCCAAGGCCAACGACUGGGCCAACACCUCUGUCCACGAGCCCGAUGUGGCGGUGACAAGUAUCCGGCGGCUGCGGGUCUACGAAGAAGACUUUGGGCCUGUUCUCGGCAAGGUGGUGGAAUUUGAGAUGCUGCCGUACAUGAAUCCCGAGGGUGUUUGUACCAUCAAGCCACGUCGUGGGCCUCGGCCUGCCUGGGAAGUCGGUGUGACGUUGGGGAGGCAGGAUAUGGGCCGUCUUCGGAGCGAUGCGAGGUUUCGUUGGUUGGUGGAACGGGAGUCUCCUCUGCGGAUUUUUGAGCCUGUGCUAUAA
This is a messenger RNA of Aspergillus thermomutatus, 2607 nucleotides long. RefSeq lists its product as uncharacterized. The record is from RefSeq and is a predicted model, not a curated record. NCBI's taxonomy places the organism in Eukaryota, Fungi, Ascomycota, Eurotiomycetes, Eurotiales, Aspergillaceae. The transcript is spliced from 5 exons. Gene Ontology annotation, molecular function: oxidoreductase activity. Bases 1 to 2607 code for a protein of 868 amino acids.